ACCUGACAUCUAUUGCCUCAAUCAGUGAAUCAAAAAAAAUCCGAAAUAUUUUAAAAUCUGAAAAGAAUCCGCUAGGCCCAAAAAAAUUCGCAAAUCGGAUUAUAAUCCGCCGAUGAGCAACACUGGUCAAAAGAGUUUAUAAAAUGUUCGUUAAUUAACCGAUUGCCAUAUCUUCAUCAUAAAUAAUGGCGUUAUCCUGGAUGAUAAUAUUUAUUGUAGUAGUGUUUACAUUGUUCUCCUAUUUUAUGUGGUGUUAUGGCUGUGAAGAAGAAAAACGGAGAAAUAGAUUCGAAAAUAGGUAUCCAAGACAAUCAUUUGAAAGUAAUAUAUGUGCUGCCCCUGUCAAUCCAACUCGACACAGAAAUCAAAAUCCUACAAAUAUAGGAUUCAAUGUAACGACCGAUGCACCCAGAAGAAUAAUACCCCCAGUAGGAGCCGUUCCAAGCGCUCCUAAUGAGUACCCAACCCCGUAUCCCCCACAAAAUGUGACACCUUAUCCUCCACUUCUAACACCUUAUCCAAUAGUGGAAUCUGAUAAUUUCCCUAGUCCUGCACAGAAUCUAUCAAAACCAACAGCACCAGUUCAAGAUGAUUCACAACCACCUUCAUAUUAUGAAGCCACGAAAAACAAUAUGCCCAAGUAUUAAAGAGACAAGGGACCAAGUCAUGUGUGAUCCUUAACAAAAUGAUGUCUAUCCUUCAAACAGAGGUGUCUGCUUUUAUAAAAAUAACUUAACCCUUGGACAGUACCUUGGCAUUGUGAUUUGUGACUAAAGGUUUUUUCUUUGGCGCUAUCAGUGUUGUUAUAUGAGCUAUAAUAGCUUUUAUUUUUGUAAGUCUUAACCUUUUUAUAUCGAAUAUAUUUUAAUGAGUGUUUUGUUAACAUUUAACCAAGAUAUUUAUAUUUUUAAACACAAAUAUGAGUGAUUUUUUAAUAAAAGAUGUGUUAAAAGUU
This is a messenger RNA of Harmonia axyridis, 955 nucleotides long. RefSeq lists its product as uncharacterized. The record is from RefSeq and is a predicted model, not a curated record. Bases 186 to 647 code for a protein of 153 amino acids. Lineage: Eukaryota; Metazoa; Arthropoda; Insecta; Coleoptera; Coccinellidae. The transcript is spliced from 5 exons.